AUGGCUGAGAAGAUGUCAGACAUCUCAUUAGAUGCAGGUGGUGCCAAGAGGGCUCUGAGAGAGGAUCUCCGCAGGGCCCGGUUGGAGGAGGCCAUGGCCCUGUUCGGUUUCUGCAGUUCCUGUGGGGAGCUCCAGUUGUGGCUGGAGAAGCAGACAGCGCUGCUCCAAAGGGUGCAGCCCCAGGCUGACACCCUGGAGGUCAUGCAGCUCAAAUAUGAGAACUUCCUCACUGCCCUGGCUGUGGGAAAGGGCCUCUGGGCUGAGGUCAGCAGCUCUGCUGAGCAACUGAGACAGACAUAUCCUGGGAACUCCACACAAAUCCAACGACAGCAGGAGGAACUGAGACAGAGGUGGGGGCAGCUGGAGGCUCUGAAGAGGGAGAAGGCCGUGCAGCUGGCACACAGUGUGGAAGUGUGCAGUUUUCUGCAGGAGUGUGGACCCACACAGGUCCAGCUGCGAGACAUGCUCCUCCAGCUGGAGGCCCCGCAGCCAGGGAGCUCAGAGGACACCCGCCACGCCCUGCAGCUGGCCCAGAAGAAGACCCUGGUGCUGGAGAGGAGGGUCCACUUCCUCCAAAGUGUGGUCGUAAAGUACGGCCAGCGCAGUGGCGGCAUUGGGAGGCAGGUUGAGGAGUCAGGCUACGCAGAGAGCCAGCCUCUGCAAGGACAGGUGGAGAUGCUGCAGGGGCUGCUGAAGCAAGUACAGGAACAAGUGGCCCAACAGGCCCGGCGCCAGGCUGAGACUCAGGCCCGGCAGAGCUUCCUGCAAGAGAGCCGGCAACUGCUACUGUGGACAGAGAGUGUCCAGGCUCAGCUGCGCAGCAAGGAGGUGUCGGUGGAUGUGGCCUCGGCUCAGCGGCUGCUGAGGGAGCACCAAGACCUGCUGGAGGAGAUCCACCUGUGGCAGGAGAGGCUGCAGCAGCUGGAGGCUCAGAGCCAGCCCAUGGCAGCCUUGGACUGCCCAGACUCCCAAGAGGUGGCCAACACUCUGAGGCUCCUGGGGCAGCAGGGCCAGGAGCUGAAGGUUGUGUGGGAGCAGAGGCAGCAGUGGCUGCAAGAGGGGCUGGAGCUGCAGAAGUUUGGCCGAGAAGUGGAUGGUUUCACUGCCACCUGUGCCAACCACCAGGCCUGGCUGCACCUGGACAACCUUGGGGAGGAUGUGAGGGAGGCCCUGAGCCUGCUGCAGCAGCACCGGGAGUUUGGGCGGCUCCUGAGCACCCUGGGGCCUUGGGCAGAGGCUCUGUGGGCACACGGCGAGAAGCUGGUUCAGAGUCAGCACCCAGCUGCACACACGGUCAGAGAGCAGCUGCAGAGUGUCCAGGCACAGUGGACCAGGCUCCAGGGGAGGAGUGAGCAGAGGAGGAGGCAGCUGCUGGCUUCCCUCCAGCUCCAGGAGUGGAAGCAGGAUGUGGCAGAGCUGAUGCAGUGGAUGGAAGAGAAGGGGCUGAUGGCUGCGCAUGAGCCCUCCGGAGCGCGCAGAAACAUCCUGCAGACACUCAAGCGGCACGAAGCAGCUGAGAGUGAGCUACUCGCCACCCGCAGACACGUGGAGGCCCUGCAGCAGGUUGGGAGAGAGCUGUUGAGUAGGAGGCCCUGCGGCCGGGAGGACAUACAGACCAGGCUUCAAGGCCUUAGAAGCAAGUGGGAAGCUUUGAACCGCAAGAUGACUGAGCGUGGGGACGAGCUCCAGCAGGCUGGACAGCAGGAGCAACUCCUGAGGCAGCUGCAGGAUGCAAAGGAGCAGCUGGAGCAGCUCGAAGGGGCCCUACAGAGCUCGGAGACAGGGCAGGACCUGCGCUCCAGCCACAGGCUGCAGAAACGGCACCAACAGCUGGAGAGUGAGAGCCGGACCCUGGCUGCCAAGAUGGCUGCCCUCGCCUCCAAGGCCCAUGGCGUGGCCGCCUCCCCGGCCAUCCUGGAAGAGACCCAGAAGCACCUCCGGAGGCUGGAGCUUCUGCAGGGGCAUCUGGCCAUCCGGGGCCUGCAGCUGCAGGCCUCAGUGGAGCUGCACCAGUUCUGCCACCUGAGCAACAUGGAGCUCUCUUGGGUAGCCGAGCACAUGCCCCAUGGCAGCCCCACCAGCUAUACCGAGUGCUUGAAUGGUGCCCAGAGCCUUCACCGCAAGCACAAGGAGCUCCAGGUGGAGGUAAAAGCUCACCAGGGGCAGGUGCAACGGGUGCUGAGUUCUGGGUGGAGCCUGGCAGCCUCAGGGCACCCCCAAGCCCAACACAUCGUGGAGCAGUGCCAGGAGCUGGAAGGCCACUGGGCAGAGCUGGAGAGGGCAUGUGAGGCGCGGGCCCAGUGCCUGCAGCAGGCUGUCGCUUUCCAGCAGUACUUUCUGGAUGUGUCAGAGCUGGAGGGCUGGGUGGAGGAGAAGUGGCCGCUGGUGAGCAGUCGGGACUAUGGCAGAGACGAGGCAGCCACCCUCAGGCUCAUUAACAAGCACCAGGCUCUACGGGAGGAACUAGCCGUUUACUGGAGCUCCAUGGAGGAGCUUGACCAGACGGCCCAAACCCUCACUGGCCCCGAAGUCCCUGAGCAGCCGCGUGUGGUGCGAGAGAGGCUCCGGGAGCAGCUGCGGCCACUGCAGGAGUUGGCGGCCACACGGCACCAGGAACUGGAGGGGACCCUGAGGCUGCACGAGUUCCUGAGGGAGGCCGAGGACCUGCAGGGCUGGCUGGCAAGCCAGAAGCAGGCAGCCAAAGGAGGGGAGAGCCUGGGGGAGGACCCCGAGCACGCCCUGCACCUCUGCACCAAGUUUGCAAAGUUUCAGCACCAAGUGGAGAUGGGCAGCCAGUGGAUGGCUGCCUGCCGGCCGCUGGCAGAGAGCCUGCUAGAGCGUGGGCACAGUGCUGGCCCCAUGGUCCGUCAGAGGCAGCAGGAUCUGCAGGCCGCCUGGUCGGAGCUGUGGGAGUGGACCCAGGCCCGAGGCCACGUGCUCCGAGACGCCGAGACCUCCCUCAGAGUUCACAGAGAUCUCUUGGAAGUCCUCACCCAGGUCCAGGAGAAAGCCACGAGCCUCCCCAACAAUGUGGCACGGGACCUGCGUGGGCUGGAGGCCCAGCUGAGAAGCCACCAGGGGCUGGAGCGAGAACUCGUGGGCACCGAGCGGCAGCUGCAGGAACUGCUGGAGACUGCAGGCAGGGUGCAGAAGCUGUGUCCGGGGCCUCAGGCCCAUGCGGUGCAGCAGAGGCAGCAAGCUGUGACGCAGGCAUGGGCAGUGCUGCAGCGACGCAUGGAGCAGCGCCGCAUGGAGCGGCACAGGGCCCAGCUGGAGCGGGCACGCCUCCUGGCCCGCUUCCACACAGCGGUGCGUGACUAUGCCUCCUGGGCAGCCCGCAUGCGCCAGGACCUGCAGGUGGAGGAGAGUUCGCAAGAGCCUAGCAGUGGCACGCUAAAGCUCAGUGCCCACCAGUGGCUCCGGGCAGAGCUGGAGGCCCGGGAGAAGCUGUGGCAGCAGGCUACCCAGCUGGGCCAGCAGGCACUUCUUGCUGCAGGGACACCCACCAAGGAGGUCCAGGAAGAGCUUCGAGCCCUGCAGGGCCAGCGGGACCAGGUGUAUCAGGCCUGGGCACGGAAGCAAGAGAGGCUGCAGGCCGAGCAGCAGGAGCAGCUCUUCCUCAGAGAGUGCGGCCGCCUGGAGGAGAUCCUUGCGGCCCGGGAGGUCUCCCUGAAAACCAGUGCCUUGGGGAGCUCGGUGGAAGAGGUAGAGCAGUUGAUUCGCAAGCACGAGGUCUUCCUGAAGGUUCUGACUGCCCAGGACAAGAAGGAGGCAGCCCUGCGUGAGCGGCUGAAGACGCUCCGGCGCCCCCGGGUGCGGGACCGGCUUCCCAUCCUGCUGCAGCGCCGGGUGAGAGUGAAGGAGCUGGUGGAGAGCCGGGGACACCUGCAUGCCUCCCUGCUGAUGGCCAGCUUCACCCAGGCCGCAACCCAGGCUGAGGACUGGAUCCAGGCGUGGGCCCAGCAGCUGAAGGAGCCGAUCCCUCCUGGGGACCUGAGAGAUAAGCUGAAGCCCCUGCUGAAACACCAGGCCUUUGAGGCUGAAGUCCAGGCCCAUGAGGAGGUCAUGACCUCUGUUGCCAAGAAGGGAGAGGCUCUCCUGGCACAGAGUCACCCUCGAGCCAGAGAGGUCUCCCAGCGGCUGCAGGGCCUGCGGAAGCACUGGGAGGACCUGAGGCAGGCAAUGGCCCUCAGGGGCCAGGAGCUGGAGGACAGGCGGAACUUCCUGGAGUUCCUGCAGAGAGUGGACCUUGCAGAGGCCUGGAUCCAGGAGAAGGAGGUGAAGAUGAAUGUUGGUGACCUGGGCCAGGAGCUGGAGCACUGCCUGCAGCUCCGACGGCGGCUCCGCGAGUUCCGAGGAAACUCGGCCGGGGACACAGUGGGUGAUGCCCGCAUCAAGAGCAUCAGUGACUUGUCACUGUAGCUCAAGAACCGGGACCCCGAGGAAGUCAAGAUCAUCUGCCAGCGGCGAAGCCAGCUCAACAACAGGUGGGCGAGUUUCCAUGGCAACCUGCUCCGGUACCAGCAGCAGCUCGAAGGGGCCUUGGAGAUACACGUGUUGUCCCGAGAGCUGGACAAUGUCACCAAGAGGAUUCAGGAGAAGGAAGCCCUGAUCCAGGCCCUGGACUGUGGGAAAGAUCUGGAGAGCGUGCAGAGGCUGCUGCAGAAACACGAGGAGCUAGAGCGGGAAGUGCACCCCAUCCAGGCCCAGGUGGAGUCCCUAGAGCGUGAAGUGGGCCGCCUCUGCCAAAGAAGCCCUGAGGCAGCCCACGGCCUCAGGCACAGGCAGCAGGAGGUGGCUGAGAGCUGGUGGCAGCUCCGGAGCAGGGCCCAGAAGCGGAGGGAGGCGCUGGAUGCCUUGCACCAAGCUCAGAAACUCCAGGCAACGCUGCAGGAAUUGCUGGUCAGCGCCCAGAGGCUGCGGGCUCAGAUGGACACGAGCCCCGCUCCUCGCAGCCCUGUGGAAGCCCGGCGUAUGUUAGAAGAGCAUCAGGAGUGCAAGGCCGAGCUGGACUCCUGGACAGACAGCAUCACUGCCCAAAGCACUGGGCAGCAACUGCUCACAGCGGGGCACCCCUUCAGCUCCGACAUUCGCCAGGUGCUGGCUGGCUUAGAACAGGAGCUGAGCAGCCUGGAAGGGGCCUGGCAGGAGCAUCAGCUACAGCUGCAGCAGGCCCUGGAGCUACAGCUGUUUCUGAGCUCAGUGGAGAAGAUGGAACGUUGGCUUUGCAGCAGGGAAGACUCCCUAGCCAGUGAGGGUCUAUGGGACCCCUUGGCCCCCGUGGAGCCCCUUCUGUGGAAGCACAAGAUGCUGGAGCGGGACCUGGAGGUGCAGGCGGGAAAGAUCAGUGCUCUGGAGGCCACGGCCCGCGGCCUGCACCAGGGUGGGCACCCCGAGGCCCAGAGUGCCCUGGACAGGUGCCAGGCCAUGCUUCUGAGGAAGGAGGUGCUCUUCAGGCAAGCCGGGACCCGCCGCCAUCGCCUGGAGGAGCUCCGGCAGCUGCAGGCCUUGCUGCAGGACUCCCAGGAGGUGGCUGCGUGGCUGAGGGAAAAGAACCUGGUGGCCUUGGAGGAGGGUUUGCUGGACACAUCCAUGCUGCCAGCACAGUUACAGAAGCAGCAGAAUUUCCAGGCGGAGCUGGACGCGAGCAUGCACCAACAGCAGGAGCUGCAGCGGGAGGGACAGAGGCUGCCAGGGGGCCACCCAGCCUCGGAGGCCAUCCAGGAGCGACUGGAGGAGCUGGGAGCACUCUGGGGUGAGCUGCAAGACAACUCCCAGAAGAAGGUGGCCAAGCUCCAGAAGGCCUGCGAGGCCCUGCGUCUGCGGCGGGGCAUGGAGGAACUGGAGAACUGGCUGGAGCCCAUCGAGGUUGAGCUGAGAGCCCCCACUGUGGGCCAGGCCCUGCCUGGGGUGGGUGAGCUCCUGGGCACACAGAGGGAGCUGGAGGCAGCAGUGGACAAGAAGGCCAGGCAGGCUGAGGCACUGCUGGGCCAGGCCCAGGCCUUUGUGAGGGAAGGCCACUGCCUUGCCCAAGAUGUGGAAGAGCAGGCCCGGCGGCUGCUUCCGAGGUUCAAGAGCCUGAGGGAGCCCCUGCAGGAGCGCAGGAUGGCCCUGGAGGCCCAGAGCCUCCUCUUGAAGUUCUUCAGGGACGCCGACGAGGAAAUGGCCUGGGUGCAGGAGAAGCUGCCUCUGGCCGCUGCCCAGGACAAUGGCCAGAGCCUGAGUGCGGUGCGGCACCUGCAGGAGCAGCACCAGAACCUGGAGAGUGAGAUGAGCAGCCACGAGGCUCUGACCCGGGUGGUGCUGGGCAAUGGGCACAAGCUGGUGCAGGCUGGGCACUUUGCCGCCCACGAGGUGGCCGCCCGGGUGCAGCAGCUGGAGAAGGCCAUGGCCCACCUGCGGGCAGAGGCGGCGCAGAGGCGGCUUCUGCUGCAGCAGGCUCAGGAGGCCCAGCAGUUUCUGACUGAGCUCCCGGAGGCGGGAUCCUGGCUGGCUGAGCGGGGCCGUGUCCUGGACAGCGAGGACAUGGGCCACAGUGCUGAAGCCACACAGGCCCUUCUGCGGCGGCUGGAGGCCACCAAGAGAGACCUGGAAGCGUUCAGCCCACGCAUCGAGCGGCUGCAGCAGACAGCAGCACUCCUGGAGAGCAGGAAGAACUCAGAAAGCCCCAAGGUGCUAGCCCAGCUGCAGGCAGUUCGGGAGGCCCACGCAGAGCUGCUGCGGAGGGCAGAGGCCAGGGGGCACGGCCUGCAGGAGCAGCUGCAGCUACACCAGCUGGAGGGAGAGACCCUGCUCCUCGACGCCUGGCUGACCACCAAGGCGGCCACCGCCGAGUCCCAGGACUACGGGCAGGACCUGGAGGGUGUCAAGGUGCUGGAAGAGAAGUUUGAUGCUUUCAGAAAGGAAGUGCAGAGCCUGGGCCAGGCCAAGGUGUAUGCCCUGAGGAAGCUGGCAGGCACCCUGGAGCGGGGUGCACCCAGGCGCUAUCCCCACAUCCAAGCCCAGAGGAGCCACAUUGAGGCCGCUUGGGAGAGGUUGGACCAAGCAAUAAAAGCCUGCACAGAGAACUUGGCUGCAGCCCAUGAGGUCCACAGCUUUCAGCAGGCAGCGGCUGAGCUCCAAGGAAGGAUGCAGGAGAAGACGGCCCUGAUGAAGGGAGAGGAUGGAGGCCACAGCCUGUCAUCUGUGCGGACCCUGCAGCAACAGCACAGGCGCCUAGAGAGAGAGCUGGAAGCUAUGGAGAAGGAGGUGGCACGGGUACAGACGGAGGCCUGCCGACUGGGCCAGCUACAUCCUGCAGCUCCGGGGGGCCUGGCCAAGGUGCAGGAGGCCUGGGCCACCCUGCAGGCGAAGGCCCAGGAGCGAGGCCAGCGGCUGGCGCAGGCUGCACAGGGCCAUGCCUUCCUCGGGCGCUGCCAGGAACUGCUAGCAUGGGCACAGGAGAGGCAGGAGCUGGCUGAGGACGUGGCGGGGGCUGAGCAGCUCCUUGGGCAGCAUGAAGAGCUGGGGCAAGAAAUCAGGGAGUGCCGCCUUCAAGCCCAGGACCUGCGGCAGGAAGGACAGCAGCAGGUGGACAACAGCCACUUCAUGUCCGCGGAGGUGACAGAGUGCCUGCAGGAGCUGGAAGGGCGGCUGCAGGAGCUGGAGGAGGCUUGGGCCCUGCGCUGGCAACGCUGUGCCGAGAGCUGGGGCCUGCACAAGUUUCGGCAGAGGCUGGAGCAGGCUGAGGCCUGGCUGGCCUGCCGGGAGGGCCUCCUGCUGAAGCCCGACUAUGGGCACUCAGCCUCAGAUGUGGAGUUGCUGCUGCAGAGACACCAGGACUUAGAAAAGCUGCUGGCAGCCCAGGAAGAGAAGUUUGCCCAAAUGCAGAAGACAGAGAUGGAACAGGAGCUCCUGCUGCAGCCACAGGAGCUGAAGCCCGGGAGAGCUGGCAGCUCGCUGACAUCCUGUCAGUGGAGGCCCUCUGGACACCAGGGGCUAGGAGCACAGCUGGCUGAGACGAGGGACCCCCAGGAUGCAAAGGGUACCCCCACCAUGGAGGGGUCUUUGGAGUUCAAGCAGCACCUGCUGCCUGGCGGGAGGCAGCCUAGCUCGAGCUUCUGGGACAGCUGCCGCGGGACCUUGCAGGGCAGCUCUCUGAGCCUGUUGGAUGAGAGGAUGGCAGCGGAGAAAGUAGCUUCCACAGCCCUCCUUGACCUCACGGGAGCCCGGUGUGAGAGGCUGCGGGGCCGCCAUGGCAGGAAACACACAUUCUCCUUAAGGCUGACCAGUGGGGCAGAGAUCCUGUUUGCGGCACCGUCCGAAGAGCAGGCUGAGAGCUGGUGGCGAGCCCUGGGCAGCACUGCAGACAGUAAGCAAGCCAGGUUCUACUUGGAGGAAUAUAUAGAGACAACCCUUUGGACUUUCUUCCGUGGUCAGCGUGCUCUGCUGAGGCUCCGUGUGGACAGUGUGUUCAGGGAAUGUGUCUGGGAUCCUAGCUCUGUCGCUGGUUCCCCUGGACUCUCCUCCCAAGAGUCUGUCUUCCCAGAAGCCCAAAGGGAUCUUGAGUUGUUCGACAUUCCAGAAUCCCCCACCUCCUAAGAAAGCUCAGCCUUUCUUAACUCGCCUGUGAGGAGUUUCCUAAGAGGCAGGACGCAUGGGGGCAAAACCUGCCCACAAGUGCUCAGCCCGCCCCGCACCCCCACGUGGGAAGGGCCUGGCAUGGCCAGGCCGCCUAAGGCUGUGCUGAGCCUCCAGAAGCUGGAGGAAGGAGCAGCCAGACCUGGCGCCUGCAGAUGGUCUGGGCCGGGCUAA
This is a messenger RNA of Gorilla gorilla gorilla (western lowland gorilla), 8793 nucleotides long. RefSeq names its product spectrin beta chain, non-erythrocytic 5-like. The record is from RefSeq and is a predicted model, not a curated record. Gene Ontology annotation, molecular function: protein binding. NCBI's taxonomy places the organism in Eukaryota, Metazoa, Chordata, Mammalia, Primates, Hominidae.